This is a messenger RNA of Entrophospora candida, 586 nucleotides long. The record is from the annotation of a GenBank genome assembly. NCBI's taxonomy places the organism in Eukaryota, Fungi, Glomeromycota, Glomeromycetes, Entrophosporales, Entrophosporaceae.
UGAGAUUUCUUCUUCACAAACAUCAUCAUCAUCUAUUGUUGACAACGAUAAAAUAAUAAAUAUUGAAAGUCUCGUUCAAAAGAUCAUAUUAUACAGUGGAAUGCCAUUAAAGCCAUUAGAAACACACGAAAUACGUGGGAUAUUAAAUGAAAUCCACAUGAAAGAAAGUACUACUACAGCAACUACACAACAGCCAACUGAAAACACAAAUAAUAAUGGCAACGAUAGUGAUGAUAACAGCGAUCAAACAACCAUUCCAACAACUGCUGCAACAAGUAAUAUUUUUUCAAGACAACAACCAAGGUCUGCAAAUGAAGAACCUGCUGUUAUGCAAGUGGUAGUUGAGGAGUUGGAAAAUAUUAAUAGUGACGAGGAAAGUCUAAUAGAACAGGAUGGUCCAGCAUUACGUGGGUUUAGGAACUGGACCAGUGAAGAAACAAAAAUACUCUUAAAAUAUAUUUUUAACAAGAGAUUAAACUGUGUUGAGCUACAAGAAUUAGGCCUGUUACGAAAAAAUCAGGCAAUUUCAAAGAAGUGGAGCUCAAUGAAACAUAAAAUUAAAAAAUUAUUUGUAGUUGAUUUUUAG